GGCGGAACAAACCGGUGUGCGCGGCUACAUGCUGUAAAGCUCUCGUCCGCACUGCAGAUUAUUAACUCUUAGCCUGCCGGGAGAUGCUUGAGGACCAGAAGGGAAGCGGCGUUCCCGGUUUCUGUCUUCUCUCUGAAGGACGCAGGGAUGCAAGAACAUGAAAACAUGUGCGAAUCAUCACAUGUUGGAAUAAAGCAGGAACCAAACAGAAACGCUUCUUCUCCAUCCAUGGCGACGGAGGUUGAAGACUGUGGAAUUUAACUUGACCCGGAAGCCUACACGGGCGUUCCCAGAUGCAGAACGUCCUUGACCAAAACUUAGACAUGGCGACUGCUCUACUAGCUGGUGAGAAGCUGAAGGAGCUUAUCCUGCCCGGAUCAUCUCAAGAUGAAAAAGGAGGCGCCUUGGCCGGUCUGAUGGUGCAGCUAAAACUGGAGCUGCCGUUUGAUCGGGUUGUUACCAUAGGAACGGUGAUCAUCCCCAUCCUGCUGGUCACACUUGUCUUCACCAGGAACUUUGCAGAGGAGUCCAUAUACUGCUACACCCCCCACAACUUCACCCGAGACCAGGCGCUGUAUGCAAGAGGCUACUGCUGGACAGAGCUGCGUGAUGCUGUACCCGGUGUGGAGUCCAACAUCUGGCCUUCACUAUUUGAGCACAAGUUCCUCCCUUAUGCUUUGUUAGCCUUUGCCGGAAUCAUGUACAUCCCGGCUUUGGGGUGGGAAUUUCUUGCUUCCACUCGUCUCACAUCGGAGCUAAAUUUCCUGCUUCAAGAAAUCGAUAACUGCUAUCACCGAGCAGCUGAAGGCCGUGCGCCGAAGAUCGAGAAGCAGAUCCAAUCAAAAGGACCUGGCAUCACCGAACGGGAAAGGAGAGAAAUCAUCGAGAACGCAGAGAAGGAAAAAAGUCCGGAGCAAAAUCUUUUUGAGAAGUACUUAGAGCGACGAGGGCAAAGUAACUUUUUGGCUAAGAUUUACCUAGCACGCCAUUUAGCUAUUAUCUGCCUGAGUUCGAUCCCCAUUUCCUACCUGAGCGCCUACUACGCGCGACAACGGCAAAAUGAGUUCACAUGCGCCCUGGGCGAGCUCCCGGACAUCAGUAGCUACCCGGAGCUUAAACUGCGUGUCAACUGUAAGCUACCGGCUGUGCAGCUCCAGCGAAUCAUGGCCGCCGUGGACAUCGCAUUGUUGUGCACCAUGAACCUCAUUAUCCUGCUUAAUUUGUUGCAUUUAUUUGUGGUGCGGAAGUCAAACUUUGUGUUUGACAAAUUGCAUAAAGUUGGCAUCAAAACACGGCGGCGUUGGCAAAAAUCUCAAUUCUGCGACAUCAACAUCCUGGCUAUGUUCUGCAACGAGAACCGAGACCACAUCAAGAGUCUUAACAGGCUGGACUUCAUCACGAAUGAAAGCGACCUCAUGUACGAUAAUGUGGUACGGCAGCUGCUCGCUGCUCUUGCGCAAUCCAACCAUGACGCAACACCCACCGUGAGGGACUCUGGGAUUCAAACAAUAGAUCCAAACAUGGAUCCUUCUGACCUCGGAGUGGGAGAGAUGGCGUCGGAGCCGCUGGUCAUCAAACGUCCCCGCAAGAAGAUUAAAUGGAUCCCGACCUCCAAUCCUCUCCCGCAGUCGUUCAAAGAACCUCUUACUUUGACACGUUUGGAGAACAAUGCCAAGCCUGAAAAACCGAAACCACUCCGACGGAAGACUGUAGCAGACAGCUUCAUUGCCCCCCUUCUGGAUAGCAAGAGCACACAACAUCCUGCAACCAAAGAUUUAAGUGGGAUGGAGAAAAAGCACACUAGGAACUUCUCCCUGGAUGUUCACCCGUACAUGCUGACCAUCCGUAAACCCAAAGUGGAGACCACAACCGCAGACCCCCUGCCCUCAGAGCACAACAUGGACGCUGUAUACCUUGAAGGCACGCACACUAUUGUUCAUGUUUCUGGUGCAAUGACAGAAACUAAAGUUUGCUCUCCAGAAUCAACCACCACUGCCUUUUCCACAGUCACCCUCCCCACCAGCACGUUCGUAAACGGCGGUAGCCCGAAUUUACCCUCGAGCGAGGACCGUCUUAGCCCCAAACCCUCUCCUCCUCCGCGGGAGCCCAUCACACAGACAGAGAACCUUGACUCUCAGCCCCCAAGUCUCACCAGAGCCCCUACACACCAGCUGCUAAGCAUUCAUCAUACGCUCUUCGAGGAAGAAGAAGAUGAGGAAAACCGUAGAGGGCGGCUGGCAGGGCGACCCGGGGAACUCAUUGCUGCGGGGGAAUGCUAAAAUGUCCUCCUUGAAGUGGUUCCACUCCCCAACACUGUUACUCCACUCCACUCCCAUCAUCAAGGAAGGGAUCACUUUCAUUGGAUUUGACUUUCGACGUGACGGAAGAGGUGGGCGGAUACGCAGGAAAUGAUGUCACACUCAUAUCUCAGGAUGGCUGUGUUCAACUAUCACCCACUAAUGAAACCAGCAGUCAUCAACUUCAACAGGGUGCUAGUUAGACUGAUGAAACCAAUAUCGAUAUGGGAGUGAGAGGUCUUUCUAAAACACAUAUCUGCAUAAAUUACUGCGGUAUGUUUUUGUUUGUUUUUUUUUUUUAGUUUUUUUUUUUUUUAAAAAAGGGUUAAAUACAUAUGAUAUAACUUUGUCCCUUUACUAGAAGUAGACAGGUAGUUCACGCAAUACCGUCAUUGAGAUCUAAUAUGAAGUAAUAUGCAAAAGAUCACAAUAUAUUUGUGGCAAUAACGUAUGCGCUUACUACAUAGUACUGUAUAUGACCAUGCUAUUCCUUCACAAAUAGAUUGUGAUUGACAGAUGAUGAUACAUCCUGCACGCCAUUAAUAAUACGUGGUUAUUUUGUAAUCGAGAAAGAGAAAAAUGCUAAGUGGAAUAAAGUUUGAAAGUAUUUUUUUUUUGUGAUGAUGCAACAUACUUGGAAUUUAGCUAUAUAAGUGUAUUUCACUACUAUAGGGGUACUAGGAUGGUAUUUGGAUCACCGGUUCAAUUAUUUCCUGGUAUUCAAUAUAAAAGGAAAUUAAUAGAGCGGUAUGCAACAUAUGUUUUUGUUACCUAACCUUAAAUUGUUCACUACAUUCAGCCUUUUUUCCAUAUUCAAAACAUCUACUGUAUUAGCAUUGUUUUUUUUUUUGUACAUUCAGGUACCGGUAGGGCUACAUUAGCACUUUAUACACUAGAUAUAGUGAUAAAUAAAAAGGACUGAAGUUAUAAAGCAACAAUCUACUGUAUAAGACACAAAUCUUAGCCAGUAAAUUAAUGACAUUUUGUUAUUGAAGGCUGUUGUUUCCACUUCAUGUUUGAAUUAAAAUAUUAUUAAUAAUAUGAAUGAUCAAAAAGCACUUUAAUAAUAAAAAAAAUUGUUGCACGAGUCACAAUACACCGAGUUAAAAAAAGUUUUUGUGCAGAGGUGAUUACAUUUAGAGACUGUAAAGUGUAAAAUGUUACAUUGAAAAUA
Molecule: messenger RNA, 3471 nt
Organism: Doryrhamphus excisus (bluestripe pipefish)
Lineage: Eukaryota; Metazoa; Chordata; Actinopteri; Syngnathiformes; Syngnathidae
Gene: panx2
Product: pannexin 2
Biological process (GO): cell-cell signaling; positive regulation of interleukin-1 production; monoatomic cation transport
Cellular component (GO): plasma membrane
Molecular function (GO): wide pore channel activity
Source: RefSeq, a predicted model, not a curated record